UGGGUCCGGGUGACGGUCCUCCCGAACUGCACGGGCUGCAGGACGUUCCAUGUCCUGCCCUCCGCGACCGUCCUCGAUGUCAAGGAGCUCAUCUGGGCCGAGACUGCCUUCCCGGUUCCGGAGCAACGGCUGUGGCACCGCAGUAGGGAGUUACCUGACUGGACCAAGAUUGGCGAUCUGACUUUCCAAAAGUGCCAUCUUUUUGUAAACCUUCAAUCCAAAGGCUUAACAGGGGGAGGUCGGUUUGGCCAGACAACGCCACCACUUGUUGAUUUUCUCAAGGACAUUUUAAGAAGAUACCCAGAAGGAGGGCAGAUUCUGAAGGAAUUGAUUCAGAAUGCAGAAGAUGCUGGGGCCACAGAAGUUAAAUUUUUAUAUGAUGAAACUCAAUAUGGAACAGAGACUCUUUGGUCAAAAGAUAUGGUGCAAUAUCAAGGCUCAGCACUGUAUGCAUACAACAACGCCGUCUUCACCCUGGAGGACUGGGAUGGCAUUCAAGAAAUAGCAAGAAGCCGGAAAAAGGAUGAUCCUUUGAAGGUUGGAAGAUUUGGGAUUGGGUUUAAUUCUGUCUAUCAUAUCACAGAUGUACCUUGUAUCUUCAGUGGUGACCAGAUUGGAAUCCUAGAUCCACAUCAGACACUCUUUGGCCCACAUGAAUCUGGCCAGUGCUGGAAUCUCAAAAAUGACAGCAAAGAAAUCGGUGAGCUCUCAGACCAGUUUGCGCCGUUUAUUGGCAUCUUUGGAAGCACCGAGGAAACGUUCACCAAUGGCCAUUUCCCCGGGACAUUCUUCCGCUUCCCUCUUCGCCUACAGCCUUCUCAGCUGAGCAGUAACCUCUACAACAGGCAGAAGGUUCUAGAGUUGUUUGAGUCCUUCAGGGCAGAUGCAGACACUGUGCUGCUCUUCCUGAAGAGCGUGCAGGCUGUCUCCCUGCACGUCCGAGAGACUGAUGGAACCGAGAAGCUGGUAUUUCGAGUGACUGCGAGUGAGGACCAGACCCUGAAACACGAACGGCCCAAUUCCAUCAAGACCCUCGGAGUCGCCAUCACUAACUAUUGUAAGAAAGUGCCAAGCACUAGCGUGACGUGUGUCACAUAUCAUAUGAACAUCGCCUUAGAAGACGACAACACCAAGGAGGCCCAGAGAACGUCAUGGCUAGUGUGCAACAGCGUGGGCGGUCGAGGGCUUUGCAGUAAGCUCGACUCACUAGCGGAUGAACUGAAAUUUAUCCCACUCAUUGGAAUAGCCAUGUGUCUGUCAAGCAGCGCGGAUGAUGGAGAAGGAGCAGCUUGGGAAUUUUCAGGAAAAGCCUUUUGUUUUCUCCCUUUACCACCGGGCGAGGAUAGUAAAACGGGGCUCCCGGUUCACAUCAGUGGCUUCUUUGGCCUGACGGACAACCGCCGGAGCAUCAAGUGGCGAGAGCUGGACCAGUGGAGAGACCCGGCGGCCCUGUGGAACGAUCUCCUCGUCGUGAACGUGGUACCCAAAGCGUACGUAACUCUCAUCCUGGAGUCCAUACGGCGUCUGGAGACCGGAAGCACCCCGGGUCUCCCGCUGUCGGUGGAGGCCAUCUACAAGCUCUGGCCUGACCUGAGCCAGGUGAAGGCCCACUGGCAGCCGAUUUUGGAGCCCCUGUACCGGGAGCUGUUUCAGCACGCCGUCAUUCACUCCCUUAGCCACCAGUGGGUGACGCUGGAGCAGGCGUACUUCUCUGACUUGGAUGAAAGCUUGGAACACACACACACUGUACUCGACUACCUCCAGAGCUCAGGGAAGCAGGUGGCCAAGGUGCCCGCCACCGUGGCUGCUGCGGUGGAGGUGACAGCCGCCGGCACUAGGCCCAUGAGGAGGGUGACGCCCGCGCUGGUGCGCCAGGUGCUGAGGAAGAGUGCGCAUGUGCCCGGGCCCACUGAGCGGCUGCACCUCCUGGACUUUGUGCUCUCAGAUCACGUGUACAGCGAGCUGCUGGGGCUGGAGCUCCUCCCUUUACAAAACGGGACCUUCGUCCCCUUCUCCUCUUCUGUAUCCGAUCAGGACGUUGUCUAUAUUACCUCAGAGGAUUAUCCGAGGUCGCUUUUCCCAGGUCUUGAAGGAAGAUUUAUUCUGGAUAACUUGAAGCCUCACAUCCUAGCUGCUUUAAAAGAAGCUGCCCAAACCAGAGGAAGACCCUGUACUCAGCUGCAACUUCUCAGUCCAGAGCGCUUUGCACGUCUCAUCAAAGAAGUGGUGAAUGCUUUGUGGUCUGGCCGAGACCUACUCGUUCAAUGGUAUCCAUUCAGUGAAGACAGAAAGCAUCCCCCUCUAUCAUGGCUUAAGAUGGUUUGGAAGAAUCUCUAUAUCCACUUUGCAGAGGACUUGACUUUAUUUGAGGAGAUGCCCCUCAUCCCCAGAACAGCACUAGAAGAAGCUCAGACGUGUGUGGAGCUUAUUCGACUCAGGAUCCCGUCCUUCAUUAUUUUAGAUGAUGACUCGGAAGCACAGCUUCCAGAAUUUUUAGCGGACAUUGUACAGACACUUGGAGGAAUUGUCCUUAAAAAGCUUGAUCCUUCUAUACAGCAUCCACUGAUAAAGAAGUAUAUUCAUUCACCAUUACCAAGUGCAGUUUUGCAGAUCAUGGAGAAGAUGCCGUUGGCGAAACUGUGCAAUCAGAUCGCUUCGCUCCCUCCAACACACAAAGAUGCUCUGAGGAAGUUCUUAGCAAGUUUGACUGAUAGCAAUGAAAAGGAGAAAAGGAUCAUUCAAGAACUGCCAAUAUUCAAGAGGAUUAACCACUCGUCUGGCGAGGGAGUCGCCUCUUACACCAAAUUGAAAGGUUGCAAAGUCUUGCAUCAUACAGCCAAGUUUCCACCUCACCUGCGGCUUUCCAUUUCUGUAAUUGACAGUAGUGACGAAGCUACCAUUCGCUUGGCAAACAUGCUGAGAGUGGAGAAGCUAAAGACCACUAGCUGCUUAAAGCUUGUCUUCAAAGACAUUGGAAAUACAUUUUAUUCACCGGAAGAGAUACAACAGCUCAUGGUAUGGAGUCUUGAGAAUCUGUCCUCCCUUAAGAAGGAGAAUUCAAAUGUGAUUGAGUGGUUAAUGCCAUUGAAAUGCAUUCAGAUUUCACAGGAAAAGAUGGUGUCAGCCAACGAGCUGUUUGAUCCUGAUAUAGAAGUACUACAGGACCUCUUUCAUAAUGAAGAAGAAAUCUGUUUCCCACCUUCAGCUUUUACCUCACCAGAUAUUCUUCAUUCUUUAAGACAGAUUGGCUUAAAAAAUGAAGCCAGCCUCAGAGAGAAAGACGUCGUGCAAGUGGCGAAAAGAAUCGAAGCCUUACAGGCCAGUUCUUAUCCAAAUCUGGAUGCUCUUUUAAAGAAAGCCAAGACACUCUUACUGGUUCUAAAUAAGAACCCUACACUGUUGCAGUCAUCUGAAGGGAAAAUGGUGUUGAAGCAAAUAAAGUGGGUUCCAGCCUGCAAAGAGAGACCUCCCAAUUACCCAGGGUCACUAGUCUGGACAGGUGAUCUCUGUAGUCUUUGUGCACCACCAGACAUGUGUGAUGUGGCUCAUGCGAUUCUAGUUGGUUCCUCAGUCCCUCUUGUCGAAAGCAUCGAUGCAAACCUGGAAAAAGCCCUGGGCAUUUUUACCAAACCUAGCAUUGGUGCUGUCUUGAAACACUUUAAAAUUGUUGUGGACUGGUAUACCUCGAAAACGUUUAGUGAUGAAGACUACUACCAGUUCCAACAUAUCCUGCUGGAAAUUUAUGGAUUCAUGCACGAUCACUUAGAUGAUGGCAAAGAUUCUUUUAGGGAUUUAAAAUUUCCAUGGGUCUGGACUGGCAAAAAAUUUUGUUCCCUAGCGCAAGCAGUGAUAAAACCCAUUCACGAUCUGGACCUUCAACCUUAUUUGCACAGUGUCCCUAAAACCAUGGCAAAGUUCCACCAGUUGUUUAAGGCCUGCGGGUCUAUAGAGGAGCUGACAUCAGAUCACGUUUCUAUGGUCAUUCAGAAGAUCUAUCUCAAAAGUGAGCAAGAGCUCAGUGAACAAGAAAGCAAACAAAAUCUGCACCUGAUGUUGAACAUUAUCCGAUGGCUGUACAGCAACCAGAUCCCAGCAAGCCCCAGUACUCCAGUUCCUAUCCACCACAGCAAGAGCCCUUCCAAGCUCCUCAUGAAGCCAAUUCAUGAAUGUUGCUAUUGUGACAUCAAAGUUGACGACCUUAAUGACUUACUGGAAGAUUCGGUGGAGCCCAUCAUUCUGGUGCAUGAGGACAUACCCAUGAAAACUGCCGAGUGGUUAAAAGUGCCGUGCCUUAGUACAAGACUGAUCAAUCCUGAAAACAUGGGAUUUGAGCAAUCAGGACAAAGAGAGCCACUUACGGUCAGAAUAAAAAAUAUUUUGGAAGAGUACCCGUCAGUGUCAGAUAUUUUUAAAGAGCUACUUCAAAAUGCCGAUGAUGCCAGUGCAACCGAGUGCAGCUUCCUGAUCGACAUGAGGAGAAAUAUGGACAUCAGGGAGAAUCUCCUGGACCCGGGGAUGGCCGCUUGCCAUGGCCCCGCUUUGUGGUCAUUCAAUAAUUCCGAGUUCUCAGACUCUGAUUUUGUGAAUAUUACCAGAUUAGGAGAAUCUUUAAAGAGAGGAGAAGUUGACAAAGUUGGGAAGUUUGGUCUUGGGUUUAAUUCAGUGUACCACAUCACUGACAUUCCCAUCCUCAUGAGUCGAGAAUUCAUGAUCAUGUUUGAUCCAAACAUAAACCAUAUCAGUAAGCACAUUAAAGACAAGUCUAAUCCCGGGAUCAAAAUUAAUUGGAGUAAACAACAGAAAAGACUGCGGAAGUUUCCCAAUCAGUUCAAACCAUUCAUCGAUGUGUUUGGCUGCCAGCUGCCUUUGACGGUAGAAGCACCUUACAGCUACCAAGGGACUCUUUUCCGGCUUUCCUUUAGAACUCAACAGGAAGCGAAAGUGAGCGAAGUCAGUGGCACUUGCUACAACACAGCAGAUAUUUACUCUCUGGUAGACGAAUUCAGUCUCUGUGGACACCGGCUCAUCAUUUUCACCCAGAGUGUAAACUCAAUGUAUUUAAAGUACCUGAAAAUUGAGGAAACCAACCCCAACUUAGCACAAGAUACAAUAAUCAUUAAAAAAAAAGUCUGCUCAUCCAAAGCACUGAAAGCACCUGUUUUAAGUGUUUUAAAAGAGGCCGCUAAACUUAUGAAGACUUGCAGCAGCAGCAGCGGCAGCGGCGGCAUCAACAAAAAGCUUCCAACCGAUGCGCCCAAGGCAUCCUGCAUCCUUCAGAUCACAGUUGAAGAGUUUCACCACGUGUUCAGAAGGAUUGCUGAUUUACACUCACCGCUCUUUCGAGGCCCAGAUGACGACCCGGCCGCUCUCUUUGAAAUGGCCAAGUCUGGCCAAGCCAAGAAGCCAUCGGAUGAGUUGCCGCAGAAGACGAUGGAGUGCACCACCUGGCUUCUGUGCACCUGCAUGGACACAGGGGAGGCACUGACCUUUUCACUGAGUGAAAGCGGAAGGAGGCUGGGGCUUGUUCCUUGUGGUUCCAUCGGAGCCCUGCUCUCUGAAGCCCAGGACCAGAAGUGGCUUGUGAAGCCACACGUUGGAGAAGUGUUCUGUUAUUUACCUCUACGAAUAAAAACAGGCUUGCCCGUUCACAUCAAUGGGUGUUUUGCUGUGACUUCCAACAGAAAGGAAAUCUGGAAGACAGAUACGAAAGGACGGUGGAACAGCACCUUCAUGAGACAUGUCGUGGUGAAAGCGUACUUGGAGGCCCUCAGCGUGUUGCGGGACCUGGCAGUGAGCGGGGAGCUGGUUGACUAUAGUUACUACACUGUAUGGCCCGAUCCCGACCUGGUUCAUGAUGAUUUUUCUGUAAUUUGUCAAGGAUUUUAUGAAGAUAUAGCUCACGGGAAAGGGAAAGAGCUGACCAGAGUCUUCUCUGAUGGAUCUACAUGGGUUUCCAUGAAGAAUGUGAGAUUUCUAGAUGACUCGAUACUUCAAAGAAAAGAUGUUGGUUCUGCAGCCUUCAAGAUAUUUCUAAAAUACCUCAAGAAGACCGGUUCAAAAAACCUCUGUGCUGUUGAGCUUCCUUCUUCGGUGAAACUAGGCUUUGAGGAAGCCGGCUGCAAGCAGAUCCUUCUCGAAAAUACAUUUUCGGAGAAGCAGUUUUUCUCAGAAGUGUUUUUCCCAAAUAUCCAAGAAAUUGAGGCAGAAUUUAGAGACCCUUUAAUGAACUUUGUGCUAAAUGAAAAAGUUGAUGAGUUCUCCGGGAUUCUUCGUGUUACUCCCUGCAUCCCUUGCUCUUUGGAGGGACACCCUUUGGUUUUACCAUCAAGAUUGAUCCAUCCAGAAGGGCGGGUUGCAAAGCUAUUUGAUAUCAAAGAUGGGCGAUUUCCCUACGGUUCCACUCAGGAUUAUCUUAAUCCCAUUAUUUUGAUUAAACUAGUUCAGUUAGGUAUGGCCAAAGACGACAUUCUAUGGGACGACAUGCUGGAACGGGCUGAGUCAGUAGCUGAAAUUAAUAAAAGUGACCAUGCUGCAGCGUGUCUAAGAAGUAGUAUCCUAUUAAAUCUUAUUGAUGAGAAACUAAAGAUCAGGGAUCCCAGAGCAAAAGAUUUCGCUGCAAAAUUUCAAACAAUCCCCUUCCUUCCAUUUUUAACGAAACCAGCCGGCUUUUCCUUGGAAUGGAAAGGUAACGGUUUUAAACCUGAAACCAUGUUUGCAGCUACAGAUGUGUACACAGCGGAGCAUCAGGAUGUCGUGUGUCUUUUACAACCAAUACUGAAUGAAAAUUCCCAUUCCUUCAGAGGCUGCGGCUCAGUGUCACUGGCUGUCAAAGACUUUCUGGGAUUACUGAAGAAGCCAACAGUUGAGCUGGUUAUAAAUCAGCUGAAAGAAGUCGCCAAAUCAGUGGACGAUGGCAUUACAUUAUAUCAGGAAAAUAUCACUAAUGCUUGCUACAAAUACCUUCAUGAGGUCAUGAUGCAGAAUGAAGCCACCAAGGCAACAAUCAUCGAACACUUGAAACCCCGUAGCUUCAUUCUCGUAGAAAAUGCGUACGUCGACCCCGAAAAGGUCUCUUUCCAUUUGAAUUUUGAAGCCGCGCCCUAUCUUUAUCAGCUCCCUAAUAAGUAUAAAAAUAAUUUCCGAGAACUGUUUGAAAGUGUGGGUGUGAGGCAGUCAUUUGUGGUCGAAGAUUUUGCCCUUGUUUUGCAAUCUAUCGAUCAAGAAAGAGGGAAAAAGCAAAUAACGGAAGAGAAUUUUCAGCUUUGCCGGCGAAUAAUCAGUGAAGGGAUAUGGAGCCUCAUUAGAGAAAAGAAACAGGAAUUUUGUGAGAAAAAAUACGGCAAAAUAUUACUGCCGGACACGAACCUGGUCCUCCUCCCUGCCAAGUCUUUAUGCUACAAUGAUUGUCCCUGGAUAAAAGUGAAAGAUACCACUGUCAAAUAUUGCCACGCUGAUAUUCCCAGGGAAGUGGCUGUCAAACUGGGGGCAGUGCCAAAGCGGCAUAAAGCCUUAGAAAGAUACGCUUCCAACAUCUGCUUCACAACACUUGGCACCGAGUUUGGACAGAAAGAAAAGCUGACCAGCAGGAUUAAGAGUAUUCUUAAUGCCUAUCCUUCAGAAAGGGAAAUGUUGAAAGAGCUGCUUCAGAAUGCCGAUGACGCCAAAGCCACAGAGAUCUGCUUUGUGUUUGACCCUAGACAACACCCAGUUGAUAGGAUCUUCGAUGAUAAAUGGGCCCCUCUGCAAGGGCCCGCGCUGUGUGUUUAUAACAAUCAGCCUUUUACAGAAGACGAUGUCAGAGGAAUUCAGAAUCUCGGGAAAGGCACCAAAGAAGGCAAUCCAUGUAAAACGGGACAGUAUGGAAUAGGAUUUAAUUCUGUCUAUCAUAUUACAGACUGCCCGUCUUUCAUCUCCGGCAAUGACAUCCUGUGCAUUUUUGACCCCCACGCCCGUUACGCACCGGGCGCCACGUCUGUCAGCCCUGGGCGCAUGUUUCGAGAUCUGGACUCCGAUUUUCGGACCCAGUUCUCCGAUGUUCUGGAUCUCUAUCUGGGGACCCACUUCAAACUGGAUAACUGCACCAUGUUUCGGUUCCCGCUUCGUAAUACAGACAUGGCAAAAGUCUCAGAAAUUUCCUCCGUUCCAUCCUCAGACAGGAUGGUCCAGAACCUGUUGGACAAGUUGCGCUCGGAUGGGGCAGAGCUCCUCAUGUUCCUGAAUCACAUGGAAAAAAUUUCUAUUUGUGAAAUAGACAAAGUGAGCGGCGCUCUCAAUGUGCUCUAUUCCGUCAGGGGCAAAAUCACCGACGGAGACAGACUGAAAAGGAAGCAAUUCCAUGCCUCCGUAAUCGACAGCGUGAGCAAAAAGAGGCAGCUCAAAGACAUCCCGGUCCAACAGAUCACCUACACAAUGGACACUGAAGAUUCGGAAGGCAAUCUCACCACCUGGCUGAUAUGUAACAGGUCAGGCUUUUCCAGCAUGGAGAAGGUGUCCAAGAGUGUCGUAUCUGCUCACAAGAACCAAGACAUUACUCUCUUCCCACGCGGCGGAGUAGCUGCCUGCAUCACUCACAACUAUAAAAAACCCCACCGGGCCUUCUGCUUUCUGCCCCUGUCUCUGGAGACCGGGCUGCCUUUUCACGUGAAUGGCCACUUUGCUCUGGAUUCGGCCCGGAGGAACCUGUGGCGGGACGAUGACGGAGUUGGCGUCCGCAGCGACUGGAACAGCAGUCUCAUGACGGCACUAAUAGCGCCUGCGUAUGUGGAGUUGCUCAUCCAAUUAAAAAAGCGCUACUUCUCUGGCUCCGACCCGACCAUGUCGGUUCUGCAGAACACGCCAGCUCACGUCGUAAAGGAUACGCUGAAAAAGUUCUUAUCCUUCUUCCCAGUCAACAGGCUCGACCUGCAGCCAGAUUUGUACUGCCUAGUGAAAGCUCUAUACAGCUGCAUUCACGAAGACAGGAAGCGCCUUCUACCUGUUGUCCGGGCUCCCAAUAUCGAUGGCUCAGAUUUGCACUCUGCAGUUAUAAUCACUUGGAUUAACAUGUCGUCUUCAAACAAAACAAGACCAUUUUUUGACAAUUUGCUCCAGGAUGAGUUACAGCACCUGAAAAAUGCAGAUUACAACAUCACUACACGCAAAACAGUAGCAGAAAACGUCUACAGACUGAAACAUCUGCUGUUAGAAAUCGGCUUCAACCUGGUUUAUAACUGUGACGAAACGGCUAAUCUUUACCAUUGUCUUAUAGAUGCAGAUAUUCCUGUUAGCUACGUAACUCCUGCUGAUGUUCGAUCUUUUUUAAUGACGUUUUCCUCUCCUGAUACCAACUGUCAUAUUGGGAAGCUGCCUUGCCGCCUUCAACAGACUAACCUAAAACUUUUUCACAGUUUGAAACUUCUAGUUGAUUAUUGUUUUAAGGAUGCAGAAGAAAAUGAGAUGGAAGUAGAGGGACUGCCCCUCCUCAUCACCCUGGACAGUGUUUUGCAAACGUUUGAUGCCAAACGGCCCAAGUUUCUAACAACUUACCAUGAAUUGAUUCCAUCCCGCAAAGAUUUGUUUAUGAAUACACUAUACUUGAAAUAUAGUAACCUCUUAUUGAGCUGUAACGUUGCAAAAGUGUUCGACAUUUCCAGCUUUGCUGAUCUUCUGUCCUCCGUACUGCCUCGCGAAUAUAAGACCAAAAAUUGUACGCGGUGGAAAGACAAUUUUGCGAGUGAGUCCUGGCUAAAGAACACGUGGCAUUUUAUAAGUGAAUCUGUGAGUGCGAAAGAAGGACAGGAAGAAACAAAGCCAACGAAGUUCGACAUUGUUGUUGACACCCUAAAAGACUGGGCAUUGCUCCCAGGGACAAAAUUCACUGUCUCAGGGAAUCAGCUUGUGGUCCCAGAAGGAGACGUUCUGCUUCCUCUGAGCCUUAUGCAUAUAGCCGUUUUUCCAAAUGCCCAGACCGAUAAAGUUUUUCAUGCCCUAAUGAAAGCCGGCUGCAUUCAGCUUGCUUUGAACAAAAUCUGCUCCAAAGACAGUGCAUUUGUCCCCCUGUUGUCAUGCCACACGGCAAACAUAGAGAGCCCCGCGAGCAUUUUGAAGGCCGUGCAUUAUAUGGUCCAAACGUCCACAUUUAGAACUGAAAAACUAGUGGAGAAUGACUUUGAGGCACUCUUGAUGUAUUUCAACUGUAAUUUGAGCCACCUGAUGGCACAAGAUGACAUUAAGAUUCUAAAGUCACUCCCAUGUUACAAAUCCAUAAGUGGUCGAUACAUGAGCAUCGCAAAAUUUGGAACCUGCUACGUACUUACAAAAAGUAUCCCUUCAGCUGAAGUGGACAAAUGGACACAGUCAUCGUCAUCUGCCUUCCUGGAAGAAAAGAUGCAUCUUAAGGAACUCUACGAGAUGGUGGGCUGCGUGCCGGUAGAUGAUCUCGAGGUCUACUUGAAGCACCUUUUACCAAAAAUUGAAAACCUGUCAUACGAUGCCAAACUCGAGCACUUGAUCUACCUUAAGAACAGAUUAUCUAGUAUUGAGGAGACAUCCGAGAUUAAGGAACAGCUUUUUGAGAAAUUGGAAAGCUUGACGGUAAUCCAUGAUGCCAACAGCCGACUAAAGCAAACGAAGCAUUUCUAUGACAGGACUGUGAGGGUGUUUGAAGUGAUGCUGCCUGAGAAAUUCUUUAUUCCUAAGGAUUUCUUUAAGAAACUGGAGCAGCUCAUAAAACCCAAGAACCAAGCUUCGUUUAUGACCUCCUGGGUGGAAUUCUUAAGAAAUAUUGGACUGAAACAUAUACUUUCUCAGCAACAGUUGCUCCAGUUCGCUAAGGAAAUCAGUGUGAGGGCUAAUACAGAAAACUGGUCGAAGGAGACAUUGCAAAGCACAGUUGAUAUCCUCCUCCAUCAUAUAUUCCAAGAGCGAACGGACUUGCUCUCUGGAAAUUUCCUGAAAGAGCUCUCCUUGAUUCCAUUCCUGUGUCCUGAGAGGGCGCCUGCUGAGUUCAUCCGAUUCCAUCCUCAGUAUCAGGAGGUGAACGGAACACUUCCUCUGAUCAAAUUCAACGGAGCACAAGUCAACCCUAAAUUCAAGCAGUGUGACGUGCUGCAGCUUUUAUGGACCUCCUGCCCUAUUCUUCCAGAGAAGGCCACCCCUCUGGUCAUCAAAGAGCAGGAAGCUUGUGACCUUGGCCCACAAGAGCAGCUUGAACAAGUUUUAAGUAUGCUGAACGUUAACUUGGACCCCCCCGUUGAUAAGGUCAUCAAUAACUGCAGAAACGUAUGCAACAUUACGACUUUGGAUGAAGAAAUGGUGAAAACCAGAGCGAAGGUCUUACGGAGCAUCUACGAAUUUCUUAGUGCGGAAAAAAGGGAGUUCCGGUUUCAGCUGCGGGGGGUUGCCUUUGUGAUGGUAGAAGAUGGUUGGAAACUUCUGAAGCCCGAGGAGGUCGUGAUCAAUCUAGAAUAUGAAUCUGACUUUAAACCUUAUUUGUACAAGCUACCUUUAGAACUUGGCACAUUUCAUCAGCUGUUCAAACAUCUAGGUACUGAAGAUAUUAUCUCGACCAAGCAAUAUGUUGAAGUGUUGAGCCGCAUCUUCAAGAAUUCUGAAGGCAAGCAGUUAGAUCCCAAUGAAAUGCGUACAGUUAAGAGAGUUGUUUCAGGGUUGUUCAAGAGUCUACAGAACGAUUCAGUCAAGGUUAGGAGCGAUCUUGAGAACGUACGAGACCUUGUCCUUUACCUUCCAAGCCAAGACGGUAGAUUGGUGAAGUCGAGCAUCUUAGUGUUCGACGACGCGCCACAUUAUAAAAGUAGAAUUCAGGGGCAUAUCGGUGUUCAGAUGCUGGUGGAUCUCAGCCAGUGCUAUUUAGGGAAAGACCACGGAUUUCACACCAAGUUGAUCAUGCUCUUUCCUCAGAAACUCAGGCCCCGCCUACUGAGCAGCAUUCUGGAAGAACAGUUAGAUGAAGAGACUCCCAAAGUCUGUCAGUUCGGAGCCUUGUGUUCCCUUCAGGGGAGACUGCAGCUGCUCCUGUCUUCAGAACAGUUCAUCACAGGGCUAAUCCGAAUCAUGAAGCAUGAAAACGACAAUGCUUUCCUGGCCAACGAAGAAAAAGCCGUCAGACUUUGCAAAGCCCUCCGAGAAGGACUGAAAGUUUCCUGUUUUGAAAAACUUCAAACAACGUUAAGAGUUAAAGGCUUUAACCCCAUCCCCCACAGCCGAAGUGAAACGUUUGCCUUUUUGAAGCGGUUUGGGAAUGCAGUCAUUUUAGUCUACAUUCAGCACUCGGACAGUAAAGACAUUAACUUUCUCCUAGCGCUAGCCAUGACACUGAAGUCGGCAACUGACAAUCUGAUUUCAGACACUUCCUAUUUAAUUGCUAUGCUAGGCUGCAAUGAUAUUUACAGGAUCAGUGAGAAGCUUGACAGUUUAGGAGUGAAAUAUGACUCUUCAGAACCAUCCAAACUUGAACUUCCUAUGCCGGGCACUCCCAUACCCGCGGAAAUCCAUUACACUCUGCUCAUGGACCCAAUGAAUGUUUUUUACCCAGGAGAAUAUGUUGGCUACCUUGUGGACGCGGAAGGUGGUGAUAUCUACGGGUCAUACCAGCCCACGUACACAUAUGCAAUUAUUGUACAAGAAGUUGAAAGAGAAGACGCGGACAACUGUAGUUUUCUAGGGAAGAUCUAUCAGAUUGAUAUCGGCUACAGUGAGUAUAAGAUAGUGAGCUCUCUCGAUCUCUAUAAGUUUUCCAGGCCCGAUGAAAGUUCUCAAAACAGGGACAGCGCACCGUCCACCCCGACCAGCCCCACGGAGUUCCUGGCUCCGGGAGUACGGAGCAUCCCUUCUCUUUUCUCCGGCAGAGAGAGCCACAAGACCCCGUCUUCAAAACCUCAGUCCCCCAAGAAACUGAAGGUUCACUCUUUACCAGAAAUCCUCAAAGAAGUGACGUCCGUGGUGGAGCAAGCUUGGAAGCUUCCGGAAUCCGAAAGGAAAAAGAUCAUUCGACGCUUGUAUUUGAAAUGGCACCCGGACAAAAAUCCCGAGAAUCACGACCUCGCGAAUGAGGUUUUUAAGCAUUUGCAGAACGAAAUCAACCGGCUAGAGAAGCAGACCUUUCUAGAUCACAAUGCAGACCGCGCCUCGAGGCGGACUUUUUCCACGUCUGCGUCCCGCUUUCAGUCCGACAAGUAUUCCUUUCAGAGAUUUUAUACCUCCUGGAACCAAGAAGCAACGAGUCAUAAGUCUGAGAGGCAGCAGCAAAACAGAGAAAAAGGCCCGCCCGCAGCCGGACAGACCUACUCACAUAGGUUCUUCGUCCCGCCCACCUUCAAGUCCGUGGGGAAUCCCGUGGAAGCCCGCAGGUGGCUGAGACAAGCGAGAGCAAACUUCUCAGCGGCCAGGAAUGACCUGCAUAAAAACGCCAACGAGUGGGUGUGCUUCAAAUGUUACCUCUCCACCAAGCUAGCGCUGAUUGCGGCUGACUACGCUGUGCGGGGCAAGUCCGACAAAGACGUGAAGCCCACUGCCCUGGCGCAGAAAAUCGAGGAGUACAGUCAGCAGCUGGAAGGACUGACAAACGACGUGCACACGCUGGAAGCCUAUGGCGUGGACAGCCUCAAAACAAGAUACCCCGACUUGUUGCCUUUCCCACAGAUUCCCAAUGACAGGUUCACUUCUGAGGUGGCGAUGAGGGUGAUGGAAUGUACCGCUUGUAUCAUCAUAAAGCUGGAGAAUUUCAUCCAGCAGAAAGUGUGA
Molecule: messenger RNA, 13740 nt
Organism: Chrysochloris asiatica (Cape golden mole)
Lineage: Eukaryota; Metazoa; Chordata; Mammalia; Afrosoricida; Chrysochloridae
Gene: SACS
Product: sacsin molecular chaperone
Exons: 8
Coding region: 421-13740 (4439 amino acids)
Molecular function (GO): Hsp70 protein binding
Source: RefSeq, a predicted model, not a curated record